Molecule: messenger RNA, 2350 nt
Organism: Acanthaster planci (crown-of-thorns starfish)
Lineage: Eukaryota; Metazoa; Echinodermata; Asteroidea; Valvatida; Acanthasteridae
Gene: echdc3
Product: enoyl-CoA hydratase domain containing 3
Cellular component (GO): mitochondrion
Molecular function (GO): hydro-lyase activity
Source: RefSeq, a predicted model, not a curated record
GGUGAUGCAAAUAGAGCCAGCCUCUGCGUACAGGACAACAAGAUGGCGCCACCCAUGACAGUUUUGAGAAUCGUAAGACCAGCAGGUUUUCGAUGUCUUGCCUCGUCUUUGAACCAACAUUGGGCAGUGGGACACUCUCCGCACAAUCGGCAGCUGUCUACAGGAAUAUCAGAAGCUAAAGAUGAGCCACUGACUCUCAGAAGCCAAACUAAAGAUGGUGUUAGAACCAUUCUCCUGAACGACCCAGAUAGGAGGAAUGCCUUAUCCUUGGACAUGCUGCUGAGUUUGAAGGAGGAUCUCAUGCACAAAGCUGACGGGGAUGAACUGAGGGCUAUUGUCAUUGCAGCCAGGGGGCCGGUCUUCUCCUCCGGACACAACCUCAAAGAACUGACCACAGAACAUGGGCGAGCCUUCCAAUCCAGGGUCAUGUGGACAUGCAGUCAGGUUAUGAUGCUACUGCAAGAUUUACCAGUACCCAUCAUAGCCCAGGUGCAAGGCUUGGCGACAGCAGCUGGUUGUCAACUGGUAGCGAGCUGCGACAUAGCCAUUGCAUCUGAGAAUGCCAGGUUUGCAACACCGGGAGUGAAUAUUGGUCUCUUCUGUUCAACUCCUGGGGUGGCCCUUGGCAGAGCGGUUCCAAGGAAACUGGCCAUGGAGAUGCUCUUUACAGGAGAACCCAUCUCAGCUGAUGUUGCCUUGCAAAACGGCCUGGUCAGCAAGGUGGUACCGCAUGACUCACUGGAGGAAGAAACCAACAAACUAACCCAGAAGAUCUGCAUGGCCAGCCGGUCGGUCAUCGCACUAGGCAAAGUCUGCUUCAACAGACAGAUGAAGAAGACCCGGGCCGAGGCAUACGAGCAAGCCAGUGACGUGAUGGUGCAGAAUCUGGGCCUGGUGGACGGCCAGGAAGGCAUCCAGGCCUUCAUCCAGAAGCGCAAGCCGGCCUGGACGCACAGCUUUGACAAGGUGCAAGAGGAAUGAGGCUGGGACAGAGGAGCUAUGCACAAUCCUAACCCAACAAAAUGAGUCGCCCGUCACCGAUGUCACUUUUGAUUUUUUACGAGCUUAGUAUCUGCCCCGAGUAGAGGUGCACCCUCAGUGGCAAAGAAGGGACAGGCUGCUGGGAAGCUUUCCAGCCUGGCCCAUGCACACACCCUGCAUUCCAAUAAAAAUAACUUGGCAGUGUUUUUUGAGCACAUCCAGUGAUAAACUCACAUGAAAUUGUGUACGCAUGUGGUUGGUUCCCUCCCAAUGACUUUGGUUGCUACUGAAAGAUAUACAUGUACAUGUGCCCUCUUAAUUUCCUGCUCUGAGCGGAUAGACAGACCAUGUACAGCACAACUAGGGACCGUAUUAUGUUUUUACCUACCAAUUGUUUGGAUUUUAAAUUGAAUUAUGUCAAAUUGGGAAGCUUUAGUAGGUUGAAUUUUCUUCACACUACACAUGCAAACAGGUUAAAAAUAUGCUCGACUCAUUUUGUUGGAUCUGGUUUCGUAUGGUGAAGCUAUUUUUCUAAAAGAAACAAACACAAUGAUUUUAAAUAUGUAUUUUGUCAAAAGAACAUUUAUCGGAGCUAAAGUGAUUUUGGACAUUCAGGCUUUACUUAAGAUUUGAAUUGAAAACUCAGCAAUUUGCCAAAUUGAAUUUUUAACUGCUCUUCCCCCCGCUAGCGGGUAUUGACUGGUUAGACAUCAUUCUUCAUUACUGUGACCAUUUAGUGCACUGUCUCAUCUAUUUUCCACAAAAUUGUCUCUUUUUUGGGGGGGUCAUGAUUUGGCCGAAACCCCUCAUCUAUGAAAAGUACAGCAUACUUUGUUUUGAGUUUCAUUUUUUUUGGGGGGGAGGGUUGUUGGGAGAAACAAAAUUGAUUUUGAAUUUUAAGUGCUGAACAUAAUUGUGUGGAUUAAUUCUUGAAAACAAAAACAAACUGAAAAUCAAUUUUUUACUGCAAAUUAUAUAUAACGAAAUAAUGAAGCAUAUUGUAGUUUGUUCCUGUUAAAUUUCUGUUUAAUCUAAGUUUUAAACUAUACACCAUAAUGAUCGUAUCAAUACCAUUAAGCUACUAUAUAAGAAUCACAAAUGUAUUCUCUUCUGAUAAACGUCAUUCUUUUAUCAUAAAUUUUUAUCCUUUUUGUAUAAAUGUAUCCUUAUCUUUGGUAAAAUUACAAUUCCAGUCAUUUUUACAUUCUUUUUAAUGAAAUUCACUCCCUGUUAUAUGAAAAUCAUUGGACCCAAUGACAUAUACACCCCAGGAUUUGAAAUAACAAAUUCCCCUCUUCCUAAUUUUUCAUGAUGCAGUGUUUAGGGUGUGAAAUAAAGGAUCAGUAUUCACUAAGAAUGUGUACAUAUA